Messenger RNA from Nematolebias whitei (Rio pearlfish), 2214 nucleotides. It is a transcript of the gene satb2, whose product is annotated as SATB homeobox 2. The record is from RefSeq and is a predicted model, not a curated record. The transcript is spliced from 12 exons. Gene Ontology annotation, biological process: regulation of transcription by RNA polymerase II; chromatin remodeling. The coding region runs from base 16 to 2214 and encodes 732 amino acids. Gene Ontology annotation, molecular function: DNA-binding transcription factor activity, RNA polymerase II-specific; RNA polymerase II cis-regulatory region sequence-specific DNA binding. NCBI's taxonomy places the organism in Eukaryota, Metazoa, Chordata, Actinopteri, Cyprinodontiformes, Rivulidae.
GGGGUGUGGAGGAGGAUGGAGCGAGGAGGGGACAACCUUGUCCCGCAGGGCAGCCCGGAGCGCAGGGGAGGCAGUCCUGACCUUGGAGGUCUCCCGCCUCCAGGGAAGAAGGGCCGGCUGGAGCUCAACGGGAGCCCAACGGGGCCACGCCUGCGCCACAAUGGAGCCCCCCCGCGGCCCCUCGGAGGUAUGAUGAUUCCUGUCUUCUGUGUGGUGGAGCAGUCGGACGGAGGGAUCCAGCCCGAUGGAUACGAGGGAAGAGAGGAGCACGCAGAGUUUGUGCUCGUCAGGAAGGACAUCCUCUUCUCUCAGCUGGUGGAGACGGCUCUGCUGGCUCUUGGCUACUCCCACAGCUCAGCUGCACAGGCCCACGGCAUCAUCAAGGUGGGCCGGUGGAACCCUCUGCCCAUCCACUUCCUCACCGACGCUCCAGAGGCCACGGUGGCGGACAUGUUGAUGGAGGUCUACCACAUGAUCACGCUACACAUCCAGCUCCACAGCUUCUCGAAGCUGGAAGAUCUGCCCAGCGAGCAGUGGAGCUACGCAACCGUCAGGAACGCUCUCAAAGAGCUGCUGAAGGAAAUGAACCAAAGCACUCUGGCCAAGGAGUGUCCGUUGUCCCAGAGCAUGAUCUCCUCCAUAGUGAAUAGUUCUUACUAUGCCAAUGUCUCCACUGCCAAAUGUCAAGAGUUCGGUCGUUGGUAUAAGAAGUACAAAAAAAUCAAAGGUGAUUACCUGGAGAAGAUGUGGCCCGGACGAGAUGUAACAGACAUUAAAAUUGAGAGGGACAGCAUAGCAGACUUCUGCAUGCUGGGACAGAGACCCCCUCCUCACCUGGCUGGUCUGGCUCAGCUCAGUCACCUUAGUGGUGGUGGUCCCGUCCUCAAAGCCGGAUCUGCUGAUCCACAGCUGCCCUCGCAACCACCUCAGCAGCCUCCUCCUCCCCAGCUACAGCCCUCACCUCAUGGCCCCCUUCACCACAGCCCUCCGCUCCGUACGGGACAGGCACCACCCCCGCCACCACCGCCUGGCGCUCUGCAGCCCCUGCUGGGACCAGGUGGGCUCCUUUCCCCUCAACUGUCCCCACAGCUGGUUCGCCAGCAGCUCGCCAUGGCCCACCUCAUCAAUCAGCAGCUGGCGGUGAGCCGCCUGCUGGCCCACCAGCACCCCCAAACCCUCAACCAGCAGUUUCUCAACCAUCCUCCGAUCCCUCGGGGGUCAUCCAAGGGUGGGAUCGACCAUCCAGGGAGCAACCCGUCGGCCUCCGAGGUCUCAUCUGAAAUCUAUCAGCAGGUCAGGGAUGAGCUAAAGAGAGCCAGCGUGUCCCAGGCCGUGUUCGCUCGGGUGGCUUUCAACCGCACGCAGGGUUUGCUCUCAGAGAUCCUGAGGAAGGAGGAGGACCCUCGGACAGCCUCCCAGUCUCUGCUGGUCAACCUGAAGGCCAUGCAGAACUUCCUCAACCUGCCUGAGAGUGAGAGAGACCGCAUCUACCAGGAGGAGAGGGAGCGCACCAUGAACCCGUCUGUGGGCCUGCCUCCGUCCAACUCCUCCAACCCUGGCACGCCACGACUCCCCCAGAAAGUGUGGGAGCGGAGCCUAGAGGACCAGAUAACCCCUGAUACCUGGGCCACCAUUUGGAAGAACAAGACCAAGAUCUCCAACACUCCGAAGCCGUCUGGCCCGAGCCCGGACGCCCCGCUGAAGCUGGAGUCUCUGGUCAACAUCACGUCCGGCAUCUACGAUGAGAUCCAGCAGGAGAUGAAGAGGGCCAAGGUGUCGCAGGCGCUGUUCGCAAAGGUGGCCGCCAACAAGAGCCAGGUGAACAUGCCUGAGCUGGCCUUGUUACGCUUCGUGGUGUUGGACGAUGACUACAUCGGAGAUGACUUCAUCGGCCAGUACACCGUGGCCUUCGAGUGCCUUCAGCCUGGCUACCGGAACGUGCCCCUGCUGGGCCUAGCAGGAGACCCCUUACCUCACGCCGGCCUUUUUGUCCACGUGGUUAUCACCAACCGACGAGGGGACGGGAAGGCCCCGCGCCGAGGGCUGUCAGUGAGGAGGGCAGGUCGACGUGGAAGGGAGUACGUCUCACUGAGACACACGGGCAUCAAGAUGGUGGACGAGGUCUUCAAACAAGCGGGUGGGCCCCUUAAAGAGGCCACAGACCUGCGAGAGUACGCUCAGGGACGCGAGUACCUGGAAUCACAGUCCACCUGA